This is a messenger RNA of Myxocyprinus asiaticus (Chinese sucker), 1628 nucleotides long. RefSeq names its product growth arrest-specific 8 (gene drc4). The transcript has 11 exons. The record is from RefSeq and is a predicted model, not a curated record. Gene Ontology annotation, biological process: flagellated sperm motility. Lineage: Eukaryota; Metazoa; Chordata; Actinopteri; Cypriniformes; Catostomidae. Gene Ontology annotation, cellular component: Golgi apparatus; microtubule; motile cilium. Gene Ontology annotation, molecular function: small GTPase binding; microtubule binding. Bases 128 to 1609 code for a protein of 493 amino acids.
CUCAAGAAGAAGAUGAAGAAGAAGGACGAGACCUCCUGUUGCUAAGAGACUGUUGUUGUUGUAGCAGCAGCAUGUGAAGCUACAAGACACUUUAUUUCCAUUUGAACUGACAACACAUCCAGAAACAAUGCCGCCGAAGAGAAAAGCAUCCACCAAGUCCUCAAAGGGCAAAACUCCAACAGUAGUGGACGGCGUGCCCACAGAGGAGAUGUCUAAAGAGCAGCUGGAGGAGCACAUUGUCCGUCUGCGAGAGGAGCUCGACAGAGAACGAGAGGAGCGCAACUAUUUUCAGCUGGAGAGAGACAAAAUCCACACGUUCUGGGAGAUCACAAAAAGACAUCUGGAAGAGAAGAAGUGUGAGCUGAGAAACAGAGAGCGUGAGAUGGAAGAGGCAGAGGAGCGCCACCAAGUGGAGAUUAAGGUGUAUAAGCAGAAGGUGAAGCACCUGCUGUAUGAGCAGCAGAACAGUGUGUCAGAGCUGAAGGCAGAAGGAGUGAUCAGCUGUAAACUGCAGCAGAAGGAACACUCUGAACUCGAGAACCAGCUGCACAAGAACAUACGCUGCUUGAAAGUAGACUUGAAAGAGCAGGAGCUGUCCAAUGAGAAUGUGCUCAAGAACCUUCAGCUGAAACACGACGAGGAAAUUACUCAUCUAAGAAAUGAUUUUGCCAGACAAGUCCGAGAAAUCGGGUCCAAAUAUGAGAAAAGGAUGCAAAAACUGCGUGAGGAGGAAGAACUGAGACGCAAAACAGAGAUUCACGAGAUCGAGGAACGAAAGGACAGUCACAUUAACACACUGAUGAAGAAACAUGAGAAAGCUUUCAGAGACAUGAGAAACUAUUUCAAUGACAUCAUCAAAAAGAAUCUGGACCUCAUUACUUUACUCAAGGAGGAGUUGAAGGAGUUGAAAAAGAAGGAGGAGAGGAGAAAUAAAGAGAUGGUAGAAGUGCUUGAGCAGAAUAAGGAGCUUCUGGAGUCUCCACAGAAGGCCAAACAGGAAGUCACAGAGCUUCAGAAGCAACUUACCAACUAUGAGAAGGACAAGAGUGCUCUGACUAGAGCCAGAGCUCGUCUCAAAGUGUGUGACAGAGAAAUGAAGCAGCUGAAAUGGGAGCAUGAAGUGUUGGAGCAGAGAUUUACCACGGUUCAAUCAGAGCGAGACGAGCUCUACAUGAAGUUCACCAAAGCCAUCCUGGACGUCCAGCAGAAGAGCGGCUUUAAAAACCUGCUGCUGGAGCGCAAACUGAGCACACUCAACCAUAUGCUGGAGAAGAAGGAAGCUCAGCUCAGCGAGGUGCUGUCUGCCUCAAACCUUGACCCCACUGCCCUCAAUGUGGUCACGUGCAAGCUGGAGGAGGUUUUGGACUCCAAGAACCAUACUAUCACAGACUUACAAUAUGAAGUGGCACGAGUUUGCAAGGCCCAUAAUGACCUGCUGAGAACUUCUGAAGCUAAGCUGCAGCUGUUUGGGAUCCCUGUGGAUGAACUUGGCUUAAAGCCGCUGGAGAGCAGCAUUCCUGGUCAGACACUCGGUUUGGGCCCUGCUGCCUCAUUUCUGCCCCAAAUUAGCCAAAAAGAGAGAAAAAAUACAUGGCCUCAAUCUAAAUAAAAUAAAAAAAUUGAUAAAA